Armigeres subalbatus is the source of this 1999-nucleotide messenger RNA. Its product is annotated as probable cytochrome P450 6g2. The coding region runs from base 427 to 1950 and encodes 507 amino acids. Gene Ontology annotation, molecular function: monooxygenase activity; iron ion binding; heme binding. The transcript is spliced from 8 exons. NCBI's taxonomy places the organism in Eukaryota, Metazoa, Arthropoda, Insecta, Diptera, Culicidae. The record is from RefSeq and is a predicted model, not a curated record.
AUGAUGAAGCCCAACAAUGCACACAAACCUAAAUUAACGCCAUCUCCGUGCCAGUAAAGAAAAAUAUCUCCAAUAAAAGUCAGCUGAACCUGAACGAAGAGAGACGCUGACAUAAAAACGAUCAUAAAAAUGGCGAGAAACAAUGAGAAACCUUGGUUGAACCACUGAACGAUGCCAAAGGUAUGCACCAUGCUAACAUCUACCAGAGUAGUUGAUUUCCCGUACGGUGUCCAUCUACACUUGGUGGUAAAAAAAACUCAGAAUCUGAUUAAAUGCACCCCAUUUCGAAGGCGGUGAGAGCUGCUCUGCUUCAAAGUCGUAUCAAUUCGCGUUUCAUCAUAUCUCAUGAUGGUUGAAUCAUUCACCGGAAUCAGUUCAUUUCGAGGCAUCGUUGGAUUCGCACGUACCGCAGUGCAGUAACACAAAAUGAUAUUGACGAUCACUUUCCUCAUCGGAUUGCUCUACACCAAUCCGUUGGCCUUCUUACUGCUUCUGGCGGCUGGCUUGGCGGUACGAGAGUUGUUCAAAUACCACUAUAAGCACUGGGAGCGACAGAAUGUUCCCGGUCCGAAACCGUCAUUCAUCUUCGGAAACAUCGCUUCCAGCAUCUUUUUCCGGCAGCACAUUGCAGAAGUUUGCGAUGAGUGGUACAAGAAGUACCCCAACGCACCUUUUGUCGGGUAUUUCAAAGCGUUCAAACCUUCGGUCAUGAUCCGCGAUCCGGAGAUGAUCAAAACCAUCCUGGUGAAGGAUCAAUCGUGCUUCUCGGCGAACGAUUUUGGCUUCGACGAGAAAGUGGAUCCACUUUUGGCUCACAACCCCUUCAUGGUGGACGGAGAGCGAUGGAAAAAGUCUCGCCAGGUGUUGACUCCGAUUUUCACCGGUAGCAGAAUGAAACAACUGUUUCCCACCAUGAAUGAAGUAAGCAGCCAGUUCGUGGACUUUAUCGGGCGCCAGUGCGGUCGCGAGGUGGAAGCCAAAUCGAUAUCGGCGGCCUACACGACUCAAAAUGUUGUUGGUUGUGCGUUCAGUUUGGAUGCUGACUGUUUUAACAAUCCCAACAGCGAAUGGCGGGUGAUGGGCAAGAAGAUGUUCCAGACGACAUUUUUGGUCGGAGUCAAGUUUAUGCUGACGUUCUUCGUACCGGCCUUGAUGAAGUGGUUUCCGGUUCCGUUUUUGCCUAAGGAAGUUGACGUAUGGAUUCGAAAAUUGGUAUCCACAUUGCUAAAAGAACGACAGACUAAACAACCGGAACGUGAUGAUCAACUGCAAAUACUAUUGAAAGGCAAAUCGGCAGAACUUACGGAAGAAAUGAUCGCCGGUCAUUCCCUUUCCUUCUUCACCGAAGGGUUUGAAACGUCCAGUAUUACCAUGGCCUUUGCUAUACUUCACUUGGCAGAGAAUCCCGACGUCCAAGAGAAACUUUACCAGGAGGUUCAACGCAAUCUUACCGAGAACGAUGGUUUGCUUACAUUUGAUCUGCUUCAGAAAAUAGACUACUUGGAUUGGAUUCUGCAGGAGAGCCUCAGAAUAACGCCCCCAGCCGCAGCCCUUCAAAAGCUUUGUACUCAAAACUACGCCCUCAAGUACGAAGUCGCUGGAAAGCAGGUCGGAACAUUUAUCCGUCCCGGAACCACGGUACUCAUUCCGAUUGCAGCAAUUCACAUGGACCCCCAGUACUACCCGGAACCGAACGAAUUCCGACCUGAGCGAUUUAGCCCACAGGAGAAAGCCAAACGGUCCCUCCCCGUUUACAUUCCCUUCGGCGAAGGACCUCGGAUGUGCCUUGGAAUGCGAUUUGCCCAAAGUCAGAUUAAAAUCGCUCUCCUGAAGUUGGUUCAGAACUUUCGAGUACGCGUGUCGCCCAACUACAAACCGUGGCAGUUCAAUAGGCAAACUUUCCUGACCGAAGCCAAAGAUGGUUUGCAGGUGAUAUUUGAUCGACGUUGAUUUCCGUUUGAAAUCAUGUUGGUGCUGAAUAAAAUGCUCGAAUCGAUGA